AUGUUGAAACAUUAUUACAAACGAACUCUUGCGUCUUCAUCACUAAGCCACCAAAAGCUUCUUGCUGAGUAUUUCAAGAGGAACAUUAUUGAUUCAGGUAGUACUAUUGGUUCCCGAUUCAUACCAAUGACCGAGCUCACUCAUUUCCCAAUCAUGCAACUGAAAUACUCUGGUUUUGUUUCUCUCGGAAUGAGUUAUCAUACCCAUCGGAAUCAACAUCAACAACAGAGAACUUAUAGAUCCACCUCGUUUCAUCAUCGCAAUGAAUACAGAAAAACGUUGGUCAAAUAUGCUCUCAUGCUUUCUCUGACUCUUCCGAUCAUACUCAUGCUUGGAUCCAAAUAUUUAUUAAUUCAUUUAACUCAAGAAGAGAUGCAGUUAUGGAAUUCCAUCAUCAAGCCUAUAGAUUCUAUUGAUCAAAUAUUUUAUAACGAAGAAACAACCACUGAAAAAGCAAUUAAUGAAGAACGAACAACGGAAAUGGCAGCAACCAUGGAUGAGGGCCCUCUUCAUCGUUUGAUGAAAACAACAGUAGUGGAUCAUAAUAUCUAUGAAUUUACUUCAGAGAAUAUUCGCAACAAAAUACUGGACAUGAUUUCAGAAUCCAUCCAGAAGGUCAAACAGACGUGCGAUUUUUUUGAAUUGGAUGAUGUUGAGAGUCUGAAAAGUAAAAUUAAAACCAUUGCAAUCGAUAAGAGACAAACUCGAUCGUUAAUAGUGUGGAGAGGAGAAACUAAUAAUGAUGAGGUUAAAAAAGAUUUUAAAUUAUUUAACACAAAAGGAAUUUUAUUUAUUCACGCACCUGUCAUGACUAGUAAGGGAGUCGUUUUCAUACGAACAGGUGUACAAGUUUCGGACAUGAAUAAUAUGACCAUGCAUCCGUAUAGGAUUGACGUGUGUCAAGUUGAAGUUAAGCAUUAUGAUCGAAACACACCUGAAGAUAAAACACCAACCAGAGUUGUGUUUAACAGGGGAUUCAGGGAUGAAGAAGACGAUACUUCAAUUUUACCAGUUUCCUAUGAACAAUUAUCAGUACUCUUUGAGGAGUAUUCAUAUAUCAAGUGUGCAAAAAUUCCAACACCUAAUCACGUGAUUGAAAUUUCAUCUAUUGAAAAACCAGUGACCACCAAUGCUUAUGGAUACGAGUUUAGUGAUUCGUAUGAGUCUGGAAAUCAAUUGAAAUUAGUAAGGGUUACAAAAUAA
Messenger RNA from Naegleria lovaniensis, 1203 nucleotides. RefSeq lists its product as uncharacterized. The transcript has a single exon. NCBI's taxonomy places the organism in Eukaryota, Heterolobosea, Eutetramitea, Acrasida, Naegleriidae. Bases 1 to 1203 code for a protein of 400 amino acids. The record is from RefSeq and is a predicted model, not a curated record.